GGGGUGGGAGAUGAAAAGAAAACAUUUUCAGGGACUUUAACGUACAUCUAAGCAAAAACGAGUACCAAAAUGCAAAUAAACAAACUUUUCCCGCUUCCCCCUUCCCGCCGAUAUUUGCCCGAUGAACCGGAGAGCAGAACAAUUCCCCAAUUCUGAAGAUGGAAGAGAAUCAGUUGAUGGAAUCAGGAGUUUCUCAGCUGAACUCAAAUGCCUUCUUCAUCGACCCGGUUCGAAUACUCAACCGUUCUUAUACCCGGUUUAGGGUUUCGCCUUCUACGUAUUACUCUCGCUUCUUCGAUUCCUUGAACUCAGCACAAUCUCCAAAAGCUUCCGAAGAUUUUAGAAAAGGAAAACGUAAGAGGAAGAAGAAGAUUCAAUCUCUAAACGAGCGCGAACAAAUAGCCGAUCGUCGUCACCAGGAGGUGAAGCCAUUCUUGUUGAAAGCGCAUGAAGCUCUGCUCGAAGCUACUGAUCUUUUGAAAGUUUUGAGAAAUUUGAGGAAUGAUGGAUGUGCCGUGGGGGAAUGUAAGGAGUUGUCGAAGGAAACUAGUGAACUUUCCUUUAUGGAGCUUGGAGGUGUUUGGCAAGCUCCAUUGUAUGAGAUUGUUCUCAAUUAUCAGCAAGAUGAUAAGACUUUGCAAAAUGGAGGUUCUCCGCUUGCUCAGAGUAUUGAACAAAGAGAGACCCCUGUAUUUAAUAAUCUUGUUGCCAAUGAGGGAAGCUAUGAUAUAGAGGCUGAGCUUUUUAAUCACAAGUAUAUUAUUCCCAAAAGGAGUUGUUUUUAUAUGUCUGAUAUGCAGCAGAUUGACAGCUUAAUCCCAGCUGGUUCUGAUUGUGGCUUCAAUCUCAUAGUUAUAGACCCCCCUUGGGAAAAUGGUAGUGCUCGUCAGAAAGUUAGGUAUCCAACUUUGCCUAGCCGAUACUUCUUAUCUCUCCCUGUCAAGCAACUUUGUCAUACGGCUGGAGCACUUGUUGCAUUGUGGGUUACCAACAGGGAGAAGUUGCGAGAUUUUGUGGAAAAUGAUUUAUUUCCCAAAUGGGGAGUAACAUAUGCUGCUAGCUUUUAUUGGUUGAAGGUCAAGGCCAAUGGAAUGUUGACUGGUGAAUUGGAUCUCUUUCAUCACCGACCAUAUGAAUGUCUUCUCCUAGGUUACUGUGAUGGAAAGGAUACACAUUCUGGGAAUUUAACAAGAUCGAAUCCUAUACCGGAUAAUCGAGUGUUCAUUAGUGUUCCUGGUGAUUAUUCAAGGAAACCCCCCAUUGGAGAGCUGCUGCUAGAUUAUGUGCCGGGGUCUAUGCCUGCUCGUUGCAUUGAACUAUUCGCUAGAGAAAUGAUCGCUGGCUGGACUUCUUGGGGGAAUGAACCUCUUCAUUUUCAGGAUUCGAGAUAUUUUGUUAGUAAGACAACAGAAAAUUGAUGUAUCCUGAUAGAAGCGCCUCUUACUGGGAAGUUUCAGUCCAAACGAUAGGCAUCCCGACGAUUUCCCGUCAUAUGUGGUUUUCUCCCUCCUGUUUAAAUAUCAGCAAAAGAUUAAGAGAUGUGAUUGUUGUACUUCUAUCAAUUUGCCAAAAGAUUAAAAGAGUAUAGACUUCAAGGAAGUACCUGGUGGCUUGCAAUAUCAGCUGACAUUCUGGAGGAACUUGGGACAAAAAUUAAAUCUCAUUGUGGAUGUGAUUGUUAAUGACUUUGAAACAACUACUGGAAAGGUCAGGACUCUGGUAUUACUUACUGCGAUGUCGAAUCAUUUAUGCUUUAUCUCACUAUUUCAAAGACAGGCAAGAACAUUCACCACUGUAUUUUGGACAAGCAUCUCAAAUUCUUUGAAAUGAUGCUAUAUAUUUUGAUGUAUAUAGUAAUAUAAGAAUGAAGAUUUCUGAGGUGUUUUCCACACACAAGUUUGCUUAGGGAUGCAAAUGGGGCGAGGCGGGGCAUGUCUUGAUGCCACUAUGUUGACCUGCUUUGUCCUGGUCCUGUUUAGCAUUGGUUGGACCCUUGACCAACAGAUCACAAACUUAGAAGGUUCAUUUUUUGGUGACACUGAACCAACAAAUGGAUUUUUCGAUUUAAGUAUCAGAUUUGUGUAAAAGUUAUUGAGUUUUGGGCUAAAUCCGCCCAUAGGCCAGCCCAGACCAAUUGCCAAUUGUCAUUCCUAAGUUUGUAGUUAUGUGUGUGUCUGACUUUAGCAGCUUCUUGUGAGGAUGCAUCAUACUUUGGGACCAAAAAAAAUCUAUUCAUUUGAUGGGAAAAA
Messenger RNA from Solanum pennellii, 2249 nucleotides. RefSeq names its product methyltransferase-like protein 2. The record is from RefSeq and is a predicted model, not a curated record. Gene Ontology annotation, cellular component: RNA N6-methyladenosine methyltransferase complex; nucleus. NCBI's taxonomy places the organism in Eukaryota, Viridiplantae, Streptophyta, Magnoliopsida, Solanales, Solanaceae. Gene Ontology annotation, molecular function: methyltransferase activity. Bases 159 to 1418 code for a protein of 419 amino acids. The transcript is spliced from 10 exons.